Molecule: messenger RNA, 1008 nt
Organism: Symbiodinium sp. CCMP2592
Lineage: Eukaryota; Dinophyceae; Suessiales; Symbiodiniaceae
Source: the annotation of a GenBank genome assembly
AUGGCGACUGCGGAGGAGCUACGGCAACGGCUUCAUCUACAGGAGGCGAAGCACACGGCUGACGUCCAGAGGCUAAACGUUCAGAUCCAGGAACUCCGGAGGAUAGUGAAGGAGCUGGAGGAGCAGGACGCAGGUAAUGUGGGCCGACUGCAAAGCUCUGACAGCUUCACACGCAGGGUGGAGUGGACCAUCCCAGACUUCAAGAAGGAGGAGCGAAGUACCGUGAGGGGCCAACCCCUCUGGUCGCCGCGAUUUAGCAUUGCAGGCGUGAAUAACGUCCGUUUGGAGUUCCUCCCGAAGGGUCGAGACAAGUCUUACGAAGGAUUUUGCUCGCUUUUCCUUUGGUGUCCGGCUGGCGUGAAGAUCAGGUAUCAGCUCUGGGUCGGUAGCUUCCUCAAGGCGCCUGACCUGGAUGAGUACAAAGGGGAGAUAGGCCAUGGGCAUUCCAACUUCUGUCCCCUAGAACCGGAGAUCGACCGGAAAGCAGACUCUAUCACGGUCGGUGUUGACAUUAUCGAGGUCAUCAUCAGCCAUGAGCUGACAGAGAAGGGUCUGACGCUGACCUCUUGGCCACUGCAGAGGCUAGUCGCAAAGGAGGCCGAAGUCUUGGAAAACCGCGGGGUGAACCAGGUCAUUUGGAAGAUCAACAAGAUCUCCGAAUGCAUGAAGAACUACCCACGCGGGUCGUCCAUGUGCAGCAAGUCCUUCACUGCAGGAGGAAUCAGCGAGAUUCUGAUGGAGUUUUACCCCAAUGGCAGCCAGAUCACCAAGAAGGACGGCCACUGCUCGUUCUACCUGAGGUGUCCUGAUGGCGUGUCAAUGAUCGUCACCCUCAUCGUCGGCAAGACGAGAAAGGGGCCCAUCAAGACCACCUUCGACACCGCCUCGGGGAAGGGUCUCCCGGACUUUUGCCCUGUGAAGGAUGAAAUCAACUGGGACGACGACUCAAUAGAGGUCGGCAUCGAGUUGCAGAACAGACCGAGCAAGGUCCUCACGCUCACGUCGUGA